Messenger RNA from Rotaria sordida, 1851 nucleotides. The record is from the annotation of a GenBank genome assembly. NCBI's taxonomy places the organism in Eukaryota, Metazoa, Rotifera, Eurotatoria, Philodinida, Philodinidae.
AUGACGAAUAAUUAUUCACUUUCUCCUGAUGAAUUAAAAUUAUGGCAAAAUUUAUACAAUCAAUCAUUAACAAUCGAUGGAAAAGAAUCAAUUAUUCAAACAGAUGGAACAAAACAACUUGUUUUACUUCCAAUGAUGACAUAUACACUUAUAUCAACAAUGCUUCAAAAAUUAAAAUAUCUUCCAAAUUAUUGUUUUAAUCGAAUUGUUAUUGGUGAAACUCCAAUCUGUGGUCUUCGACCAUUGAGUCGAACAAGUCCAUCAUUAAUGUAUAAACUUACAGAAAUUUUACGUACUAUUGUUGAUGGUGUUCGUAAACAACAUAUUCUUAGUAUAACAAUGAUCUUUUACAAAAAGAAUGAUAUUAAUAUAAUUUAUGAUUCAUAUUCACUUGUAUUUGAUUAUACAAUAAAAUUAUCUGAUGAUGAAUUAACAACAUCUAUUCAUAUGAUUGCUCAUAUAAUACAUCAAAUAGAAUAUAUGUUUAAUUGGAAUGAUGCUUUACCAAAGGAUGUUGAACUUACAUUUGUUUUAUCGGUACUUGAUCAAUUUGAACAUAAGGAAAAUAAAAUUCCAACACCAUUUCAUUUUGUUAAACAAAAUAUUAAAAAAGUUUAUAUGGAAAAUGAAACAAAUCAUCUAAUGGGUCGAUUAACAACAUCAGAUGGAAAAAUAUGGUUGAAAUUUUUACCGAGUACUCGUCAAUUAUCUGGAUCAAGUAUUCAAUCAGAUGAUUUGCCUACAAAAGCAAAUUUAUUUAUUGAUAAACAAUUAAAAUCUCCAAUACAACCAACUAUUGUUAUAUCACCAAAAUUAAAGAAAAGUACUAAAAAAUUGACAACAUCAAUUGAUUCAAGUAAAAGUGGACCUAAUCUUCCAUCAAUAACAUCAUCAAUAUCAACAAGAAGUAAAAAGAAAACAGGUUUAUUAUCAACAGUUAAAUCUUUAAUUACACCAUCACGUACACCAGCUCCUGUAACAUCAUCAACACCAAAUGUUUCUGAUCUAGUUCUUAUACGUCAUACAAGUACACCUAAACCUGGUGAAACAGCAUCUCGUAUUACUUUAGGUGGUAGCGAUGAAACACCACUUCUUUCAGCUAUCUAUGAAGUUUCAACACCUGAUGUUCGUCCACCUGCUAAUGUAACUUCACCAACACCAUCAACUAUUACUGCAACUGAUAUUUCAACAGCAAGUACACCGAUGAUUGCUAUGGAACGUCGAAGUACAGGAGGACGUGCACCAACUGUACGUGGUCAAAUGGCAACUACUCGAAAAAAAAUAGCUUCUAUGCAAAUUCAAGAUAAUGAUAAUGAUGAUGAUAAUGAACAAUUUAAAAAACUUUUCAGUCGACAAAAAACAAAGCAAUCAAAACAUGCUGCAGUUGUUCCAACGAAAAAAUCUGAUGAUUUAUCUGAUGUUUCAAUAAUAUCUUCGGCUACUUCGACUACUGAAUCAAUAUUUACACCACCAACAACACGUAAACGACCUACAGCUGAUCGAAUGGGUGAUGAUGAUGAUCUUGUAGCUGAACAUAGCACACCACCGAAAACACCACGUACAUCACGUCGUAAUCGAAUUGAUGAUCAAACAUCUAUUCAAUCAACAUUAAUGGAUACUAGUGAUAGUCAAAUCAGUAUUGAUUCACCUCGACUUCUUCGUAGUGUUACAAAAAAACUUCAACAACAAGCAUCGGCUAAAAAGAAAUUAGCAUAUGAACAAGAGACAAUUAUAUCUGAUCAAUCGAAAACACAAAAUACAACAAAAGAUGAAGAAGAAAUGGAUUCUGUCUAUGUUCAUUUAGAACGAUCAUCAAUAGCUCUACAUUAUUCCAUGGAAGAAUCCGAUUGA